Cheilinus undulatus (humphead wrasse) is the source of this 4106-nucleotide messenger RNA. RefSeq names its product myosin VIIA and Rab interacting protein b (gene myripb). Gene Ontology annotation, molecular function: myosin binding; actin binding; small GTPase binding. Bases 16 to 3168 code for a protein of 1050 amino acids. Gene Ontology annotation, cellular component: cortical actin cytoskeleton. Gene Ontology annotation, biological process: intracellular protein transport. The record is from RefSeq and is a predicted model, not a curated record. The transcript has 17 exons. NCBI's taxonomy places the organism in Eukaryota, Metazoa, Chordata, Actinopteri, Labriformes, Labridae.
GCGAGGCCAGGAAAGAUGGGCAGGAAGCUGGAUCUGUCAGGCCUGACUGACGAGGAGGCGGAGCACGUCCUGAAAGUGGUCCAACGCGACAUGAAGCUGAGAAAGAAGGAGGAGGACAGACUGAGCGAGAUGAAGCAGGAGCUGGCGGAGGAAGGCAGCAGAUGCUCCAUCCUCUCCAAGCAGCACCGCUUCAACGAGCACUGCUGCAUCCGCUGCUGCUCGCCCUUCACCUUCCUGCUCAACCCCAAGCGCCUGUGCCUGGACUGCCAGUACAACGUCUGCAAGACCUGCUGCACCUACAACAACCGCGACAAAGCCUGGCUCUGCUCCACAUGCCAGAAGGGCAGGAUUUUAAGGACACAGUCUCUUGAAUGGUAUUACAACAAUGUGAAGAUUCGCUUCAAGCGGUUCGGCAGUGCCAAGGUUUUAAAGACUCUGUACAGGAAGCACAUCAUAGAGAGAGGAGCCCUCUCUGAACUCCCAGAAAGCAGCGUUCACGAAGGAAGCACUGGCAACGACAAUGAUGGCAGCAUCUGUGGCAGCGAUUCCGCCUUCUACAGACAAAGUGAAGGACACAGCAUGGCAGAGACGCUCACAGUCGCCCUGCGAGUUGCUGAAGAGGCGAUAGAGGAGGCCAUUGCGAAGGCAGAGGAGUUCAGUGACAGCUUGGAGAAGCAGAAUGAGGCUCGGUAUCUGCGGGACCACAAAGAGGAGCUCAUAGAGGAACUCGCCACAACCAUUGUACAAAAAAUCAUUCAGAGGAGGAAGCGCUCAGAAAUGCAGACAGAGUAUGACUUUGUCUGGCCUCAGCCUCAUUCCCUGAUUCCAUCCGGUGAACUCCCGUCUCCGUCUCCGUCUCCAUCUCAGACUCAGACUUCUUCUCAAGGAGCCCAGGACACCCUGAAGCAGUCCUACACCCUCUGGCGAUCACGGUCAGCGUUCUCCCUCACUAGUGACGACUCCCCAGAGAAAGGCCCAGAAGACGAGAGAGCAGGAGCAGGUGGGAGCCUGCAAGAUUACGCAUCCCUGAAAAGGGAAGGCAAGGCCACUUCCUUACCGAGCUGGAGGAGUGUUGACCGUCUGGACAACUCCAGUGCAUCCUCAGUGCUCCACAGUCCGGACGGUAACUGGAUUGCCCUGCACAGCUCACAGAUGUCUCGUCCCAGCCUGCUAACAAAGAGAAAGAGUCUGGUGUUCAGCGUGUUAGAAAAGGAGUCUGGUGUCAUCUCAGCCUACGACGAGAUGGGCUCAGACUCAGAGGAGGGCGAUGAAGCCUGCUGGGGUGUAGCUCUGAGACAGUUUCGUCGCAAGCUGUCCGAUGAUACAUACUACACAGACUCGCAGCAUGACCCUGAGUGGACAUACACACAGCACCACCCUGUCACCUCUCCAUCCUCGGGCCAGUUCACUAACACAGAGACUCUCAACUCGGACUCAGAAGCCUCCUCAGUGCUGUCAGCAUGUCCCCGCAAACCUCCUCACAACCACAUGAGGAAGAAAGGACAGCCGGACACUCACCUGCACCCUCAUCACCUUUACCAUCAGCACCUCCAGCAGAACUUCUCUCCUUAUCCACACCACUCAGAGACUCUGGAUGUGAACUUUAAUCCUAAGGUGAUGGGAGACAGCAGUGAAGCAGAGGAGAGGCAGAGUGACCUUGUCAGAAGGUCGCGGCGUCGCAGGAAAAGCAAAAGAGAGUCGUCGUCAGAGCGUAGCAGGCCUGAGAGCCAAACUCGUGCUCAGUCCAUUUACCCAUUAGUGCAGGAAAAUGGCGGGUAUCUACUCAACGCCCUCCUGAAGAGGGGCUUAGGUGAGGAACAGUCUGUACCUGACACCAUGCCAAUGGCCACAGCUGCACCAGAAGACUUCAAAUUAGAUGCCAUGACACCCGAGCCAGAAGACUUCCACUCACUGGCCCAAAAUUCAACUGCACUCAACUCCCCACAGCCCCAUUCUCUCGCUCCAGGGUCCAGGCACUCACCCAGCAGCCCGGGGCCCAUUGACCCUCUGGAAGAGGAGCUGCGAUCUCGUCUCAGCGAGCUGGUCAGCCGUGCCAACAGCAAAGACAGCAGCUCAUCUGAGGAGGAGUGCACAAAACAGCCUACGGACAAACAGAUAGAUAAGGAAAGCGACAGACAGAGAGAGAAGACGAGGCCGAAGGAAGCAGACAGAGAGAGGCAGAGGGUUCUGGAGAGAUUACGAGACAGGAGCAGCUUUAAGGAGAGGGGGGCAGCAGGUGAAACGGUCCAGAUGAACGGACAAGAGAUGAUGAGAGGUGAAAGACUGAUGAAGAGUUGUUCAGUGAGAGAAGAGGGAAGAGUGAGGGAGAGAAGGGUUGAGAAGAGAGUGGAGAGUUUGAGAGAGAAGUUAGACGAGCACGUGCAAAACAGAGGAGACAAACGAGAGCUGAGCAGACAAAGUAAGAGACAGCACCGAAGAGACGUGGAGAAGGACGGGGAGCAGAGAGGAGGAGCUAAGAGGAGUGGGAGCAGUGCAAGCUCACCUGCUCUUACACCUUCUUCUCAGGAGGGGGUGCUGUCUGACAACCAGGAGGGGCAAAAUGACUUGGAGCAACAACAGAGGCUUCAGUUGCUCUCCUCUCUCUUACAGCAGCAGAAGUACUCGGCAGCCUCUCUGUGCAGCAUCACCACAGAAGUGCUGAAGGUCUUGAACGCCACAGAGGAGCUGAUCGGAGAGGCAGGAGGCGAGAGCUUCACCCCAUCUGAGUCUACAUGUGCUUCUCCCGUCUCCAGCAGCGCAGAGGCCCGCCGGCUGGACCAGAGGUUGACCAAGAUGGAGGAGAAUGUGUACCUGGCUGCUGGUGCUGUGUACGGGCUGGAAGGGGCGUUAGGGGACCUCGAGCAUUGUGCCCGCAAUAUUAACAGUGGCACCACAGACACAGAGCUGGCCUUCUUGGAGGACCAGGUGGCCACAGCGGCCGCUCAGGUCCAGCAGUCUGAACUACAGAUAUCAAAUAUUGAGUCCAGGAUAUCAGCUCUGAAAACAGCUGGGCUGAAUGUGACUGCCUGUAAUCGCUUCUCCAAGUACAAGCCAAAGGCCAAGCCUCAGACUCUGGACUCAUCACGCCAUCAAAGGAGGAAGCUUCCUGCCCCUCCACUGAAAGAUAAAAUGGAGCCAGAGCAGCCGGUGAAAGCGUUUCGGCCAUAGGGACAGUCAGCAGCACAACACAAGUCCCUCAGGGCCACUUCAUAGCCCCAGGGACGUGGGGGCCCUCUCAUCCAGUGCCUUGACCCAGUGUCCGCCUCCAACUCCAGGCCAAACAGGGGCCAACACCUGCCCCGUAUGACCCACCAAGCACUCAGCCCCAAACGGCACCACAUCAGUCCAGUGCCGCACACGGAGGAUAUGACUGCCCAUUUUUCACAUUCAUUUUCUUCUGCUCACGACGCACAUCCACAACAAAGGACGACUCGACAGUCAGUGUCUCUGCCUUAAAAUCUGCUCUUCAUAACCCGACAGAAAAGAUACCUGUACAGACAAAAAUAACUCAUCACUUUUUCUAUCUGUUUGCAAGAGUAUUGUGAUUUACUGUACAAUGAAGAUGUGGAUUAAUCAUGUGGAACUUUCUGUGAUUCAGUGUCCCAAAAAGAGGCGGAGCCAUGUUUUAUACUGCAUCUUUUACCAUGCUGAACAGAUGUCAUGAGAAGUACCAUACUAAAGCCCCUUCAGAGUGUUUUUUAAUGAUUGUUCAUUUACACAUAUAUUACACUCACUCACAAACAGCUACCAGAAAUUAAUAGAUCAUUUGUGGAAUGAUUGUAACAAUUUUUUAAUGUUUUAACCAGAAAAUAAAGCCACAACAUUUUUAUGCCCUUUCCUCCAGAGACUAAAAAUGCAAAAGCUGAUAAUGGAUGACAGGGUUCACUUUAGAAAUCUGUCUUCUUUAAAAAAAAAAAAGAACCUAAAUCAGCCUCUAAAAGAACAGAGAAUUUAAGAGUAUUUUGGGAACCAAAAGGUAUUUCUUAGAGUUUAAGUUGAAGAUUGAUGCCACUCCAAUAUCUGAAGCUAUGCUGAAUAUGUAGCUUGUUGUUGCGUUAGCUAAAAUGAAAAUAGGAAGAACAGCUAGCCUUGAUCUUUCAAAAAAC